UCUUGUGAAGUUAAAAACCAUAUUACAUUCCACACACACACACACAAACACUUCCUUCAACUUACCAACCAUGGAUUGGUUUUCUUGGCUUUCAAAAACAAACCUUGAUCCAUCUCUUGUGUAUGAGUAUGGUCUCACUUUUGCACACAAUGAGCUAGAACAAGAAGACAUGGUUUACUUCAACCAUGAAUUUCUCCAAAGCAUGGGAAUCUCCAUAGCCAAACACAGGCUAGAAAUUCUCAAACUUGCAAGAAAAGAAAAAGCAAAGAGACAACCACCAAGACCAAUGGCAAAGAUCAUGGGAGCAAUCAAAAAGACAAAAAAGUGCUUAGGUAACUACAUAAUGAGAAAGUUGGUUACAUGUGAAGAAUCAAAUUCAGCACUUGUUGUAGUUCCAACAUCAAGGGCUAGUAGUAGUAGUUAUUAUGGAACAAGAUCAUCAUGGAAGAAUUCUGUGGUGAAGAGGAAUAAGAAGUUGAAGGUGGAUAAACAAGAGAGACUGUUGCUUACAAAUGGAAGCCCUAGUCCUUCAAUGAUGCCUGCUCUUGCUCUUGAUAGUUUUUGUAGUACUCCUAUGGUUUAUCAUUUUCAUGAAGGAAAGAUGAAAGGAGAUGAUCAUAACAACAAUGGUUAUUGGUCAGCUGCUGUUGAAGAUAUCAGGUGGGAUACUAUGUUCCAAGAUCUAAAGCCAAACUAAAACUUCUUAAUUUCACAUUUUUUUUAAUUAUUUUUUCAUUUAUUUUUUGGGAUUUUAAUUAUUUUAGUCCCAAAUUUUAAGUGGAUGUAUGGAACUACGACAGACAAUCAAGUAAUUAACUUGAGGUGGAUCUAAAGCGGAAACUCCAGGUUGGAUUUGGAGCUUCUGUCAUAAUGUGUCUGAAGAUGCGAAAUCAUCGCAACUUUAGACAUGUUUUAUAUAGGUUGGUGAGAGAUGUGUUUUUUGUGUUCUUCCACCAUAUAGAUUUGAAUGUGUUUUUGUUGCUUUUUUGGUUUUUGAAUUAGUGGUGUGGAUCAUGCGGAUGGGUAACUUUAACACCUGUCUGUUUGAAUAAGGAGGUUUGUCUACUUUUUGCUUUUGAAUGUUUGUGUCUUUUAGCUUUGAUAGGAGAAAUUUGGAUUAGAUUAGCGUAAUUGUGGGAAAAGAAAUGAUUGAGGUAGGUGUUUAGUUUUUUUUUUUUAUAGCAAACUUGAAGUACAAACAGUUAGGUUUGUUGGGUACACCACUUGACAAUGACAUGAUGUAUUGUACUCUUUUAUGGUUUUUUUUGACAAUAUACACAUUGACAAAGUA
Messenger RNA from Medicago truncatula (barrel medic), 1291 nucleotides. RefSeq lists its product as uncharacterized. NCBI's taxonomy places the organism in Eukaryota, Viridiplantae, Streptophyta, Magnoliopsida, Fabales, Fabaceae. The transcript has a single exon. The record is from RefSeq and is a predicted model, not a curated record. The coding region runs from base 71 to 697 and encodes 208 amino acids.